Messenger RNA from Strongylus vulgaris, 720 nucleotides. The record is from the annotation of a GenBank genome assembly. Lineage: Eukaryota; Metazoa; Nematoda; Chromadorea; Rhabditida; Strongylidae.
AUGGAUUUAUUGGAAACUGCUUCCAAAAAUAGUUUGUGCUUAAUUCUCCAAAACCAUGCACAUAUCUUUGGCAUCAAAAGAGAUGGAACAUUAUUCUUCACCGACUUUUUGGUUCUCAUCUUCUUUUUAUUCAGGGCAGAAACGCUCGAAAUUUGCUUGACAGCAAGACGUAAAUCAACAACGCUGGCAGUGGAGUUGACCCUUCCUGUUCUCAUAUCUGCAUUGUUGCUUCUAAUUGCACCCUUCUUUGGCAAAUUCGAUCAGCAGAUCAAAGUGAAAAUGUUCGCCCUAUUACUACAAUUCAUGAGCUUCCAAUUUAUGGCUGAGAAAACUCCACAAUUAGGUUUUGGAGCUACUGUGCCAAAAAUUUAUGUUUUCUAUGCAUUCACACUAGCUGUGACUGUGGUCAGCUUGAUUGUUACCGUGCUGAUAGCUGCAAUGAGCAGAAUUAAGCGGAAAGUGCCACCAGGUGAUCAACACCGUUUUGGCUAUUUCCUCUCAAGCCCUGAUUUUCAUCUUGCAGCACACCGCUUCACACUUCUAGCCUCCGUACUCAACGCUAACCUUUGCUGUGGAUCUGAAGAAGAACCUAUCACUGAUGGAACCUCCUCCAAGGAUGCAUCAGCCGACUGGCUUCAAAUCCAUGCUGCUAUGAACAAUCUAGCCAGCUGUCUUACCAUGAUCGUCUAUGUGAUUGGAGCGAUUGUUAUCGUUUUUUAG